Penicillium chermesinum is the source of this 1182-nucleotide messenger RNA. Its product is annotated as iron-sulfur cluster-binding protein, rieske family domain protein. Lineage: Eukaryota; Fungi; Ascomycota; Eurotiomycetes; Eurotiales; Aspergillaceae. Gene Ontology annotation, molecular function: 2 iron, 2 sulfur cluster binding; iron ion binding. The record is from RefSeq and is a predicted model, not a curated record. The coding region runs from base 1 to 1182 and encodes 393 amino acids. The transcript has 3 exons.
AUGGCUGCUGCAGUUGCCUCUUUGUUCGGUUACAAGUCCUCUCAAGGAGGCACACAAGAAAAGACUGACAGUGAAGUUCCAAGGGCCCUCCCGGCCUCUUGGUAUCGGUCUCCUGAAAUGUACGAGCUGGAGAGACGAGCGAUUUUCUCGAAGAAAUGGAUUUUAGUCACCCACAAGCUGCGCUUUAACAAGCCUGGCGACUUUCUCCGCUUUGAAGAAGCUGGAUUCUCCUUUGUGAUCACCAAGGACCGUGAAGGAAAACUAAACGGUUUCCAUAAUAUUUGCCGCCAUCGCGCCUUCCCACUUAUUAACGAGGAUCAAGGGAACGUGAAGAUCCUGUCGUGCAAGUACCACGGAUGGUCUUACGGACUGAACGGCAAGCUAGCCAAAGCACCCAAAUUCGACGACGUCCCAGGCUUCAAAAAAGAAGAACAAAGUUUGUUUCCGGUCCAUGUACACGAAGAUGCCCUGGGCUUCAUUUGGGUGAAUCUCGACACCGACAAGCCCAUCCCUUGGGAGGAAGACUUCAAGGGCGUCGAUACGCAAGAACGAUUCAAGAACUUCGACUUCACCCAGUAUAAAUUUGAUCAUACCUGGGGAAUGACUGGUGAUUAUAACUGGAAGACUCUCGCCGACAACUACAAUGAGUGCUACCACUGCACUGUUGCCCACCCCGAUGUUGCCAACCUGGCCGACUUGUCAUAUUACUACACGGUUUCGACUCCGGGCCAUAUCCAACACUUUUCUCGGCCACUGGCAGACAAGGUCGACGAAGACAUUCAGAAUGCCAGUACUUAUUACUUCCCUAACGCCUGCAUGACUGUAUCUCCUCAUUUCUUUUACAUGAUGCGAUGUGUGCCGACAUCCGCCGGGACGUGCUCCAUGGAAUAUGAGGUUUAUCGUCACAAGGAUGCUUCGGACCACGAUUUUGAACACAUCGAUGGUUUUUUCAAGCGCGUUCUGGAUGAAGAUAAGCAUCUUUGCAAUGCGGCACAGAAGAAUUUGAAUGCUGGCGUUUUCAACACAGUCAGAUCAUUACUGCGAAGUCAUCGGGAUGAGGAGCGGAAGAAAGGUCGCGAAAUUUGGCCUGCUCGACAAAAUGCAGCUGGACAAGCUACCGCAGAGGAUCUCGAGUUCUGUGCAGGGCUGUCAUGCUCUGGAUCGAGCGAGCUCGAGUGGUAG